Gracilinanus agilis (Agile Gracile Mouse Opossum) is the source of this 1827-nucleotide messenger RNA. It is a transcript of the gene LYPLA2, whose product is annotated as lysophospholipase 2. Gene Ontology annotation, biological process: protein depalmitoylation. The record is from RefSeq and is a predicted model, not a curated record. The transcript is spliced from 10 exons. Gene Ontology annotation, molecular function: palmitoyl-(protein) hydrolase activity; carboxylic ester hydrolase activity. Bases 109 to 804 code for a protein of 231 amino acids. NCBI's taxonomy places the organism in Eukaryota, Metazoa, Chordata, Mammalia, Didelphimorphia, Didelphidae. Gene Ontology annotation, cellular component: cytoplasm.
GUGCGCUGUGUAUAUCUGAGCCAGAGAAAGAGGUGAGUCGCCCAGGACGGAUUGGAGCCCCGAGAGCUGGGCGCGGCGGAGGCCCAGCGUUGGCAUCCUUGUUGGUGUAUGUGUGGUAACAAUAUGUCUGUGCCCCUGCUCUCCGACGCCGCGACUGUUUCAGGAGCUGAGCGGGAGACAGCAGCGGUUAUUUUUUUACAUGGACUUGGAGACUCAGGGCACAGCUGGGCUGAUGCCCUUUCCUCCAUCCGCCUUCCCUAUGUCAAGUACAUCUGCCCCCAUGCGCCUCGGAUCCCGGUCACACUGAACAUGAAGAUGGUGAUGCCUUCUUGGUUUGACCUGAUGGGCCUGAGUCCUGAUGCCCCGGAAGACGAAGCUGGAAUCAAGAAAGCUGCGGAGAGCAUCAAGGCCCUGAUUGAGCACGAGGUGAAGAAUGGAAUUCCAGCUAAUCGAAUCAUCUUGGGGGGCUUCUCCCAGGGUGGAGCCCUAUCCCUCUACACAGCUCUUACCUGCCCUCACCCCCUGGCUGGCAUCGUGGCGCUCAGCUGCUGGCUUCCUCUGCAUCGGGCCUUCCCUCAGGCGGCCAACGGCAUGGCCCGGGACAUGGCCAUCCUGCAGUGCCAUGGGGAGCUGGACCCGAUGGUGCCCGUGCGCUUCGGAGCCCUCACCUCAGAGAAACUCAAGUCCGUUGUCCCUCCAGCCAAGGUCCAGUUCAAGACUUACCCCGGCGUCAUGCACAGCUCCUGUCCCCAGGAGAUGGCAGCUGUGAAGGAGUUCAUUGAGAAGCUGCUGCCCCCCAUCUAAGGGGAUCCCUCUCUCCCCACAGCCCCCCCCCAGGCGGGGCCAAGGGGCCACCAGUGUUUGAUCUCUGACCGUGAAAUGGAAGCCAUGGCAGCCCCUCCCUAACCCUGGGUCCUACCCCUUGGAGAUCAUUUCUUUCCGAGCUCUUGUCCCCAUCCCUGUCACUUUUCCUGCCCCCGCCCCCCUUCCUGGGAGGUUGGGAGGUUUGGUGGGAGCAGCCUCCUUUCUCCUGGGAGGCCUGAGACCUCAGCUGCCAGUCUGUCCUCCAGGAGCUUCAGGGGUGAAGGUCCCCUUUCCUUUCCCCCAGGGCCACAGUAUUGCAAGGGGUGCAUGGGGGCCCAGCUGCUGACCCACUCAGGACCUGAAUGUACCUCACGGGUCCAGCGUCUGGGUGUACCAGGUGACCUCAGUGUUUGGGGAGGGGGUGCCUGCCAGCUCCCUCCACCCAUGCACCUACUCCCCCCUCCUCCUGUUGCAGGGAGAGCUGGGGUCCUCUCUUCCUCAUUCAGAUAAUCACGUCUUCUGUCGCUUUUCUGCACCCUGACCCUCAUCAUGAAUGUCUAUUCUUUCUGCUGACAAUGCGCCUACCCUGGGCCCAAGGCCCCUCUUGCUGCUGUGCCCCUUCCUGCAAGGGAGGGGCUUGGGCCCAGGCCUUGGGGGUGGGGGUAGGGAUUGGGCCCCUAGACUGGAGCUUCUCUGUCCUUAACCCCACUCUCCUAAGAAGGACCCUGGUGGGAUCUCCUUCCCAGCCUGAGGGGCUGCGGUUUGGAUUAAUCUCUGCUCAGACAACCUUCCUCCCUCCAGAUGUUUCUGGGCCAGGGGAGCUGGGCCCUGUGCGCUGGGGGAAGGAGGUAAGACCUAUUCCCUUGCCUCAGCUGGAUGGUGCCCAGAUGUUCUUGGCCUGCUCUCCUCAUCCUCUUCCCCCUAGGGAGGGGGCUGAGGCUCAGGUUCUGAGCCCCAAAGGGCUCAUCUUCCUCCUCCUCCAUGUGGUUUUGGGUGUUUUUGUUUCUUGUUUUGUGUCUCCAA